GAGAGGUUAGGAGAAAAAUUGGACAUGACAAGGGUGUCCGCCCGGCGCCGAGCCGCAAGCAACAAUAAGUCAAUAUCAAGCAUAAGUAUAGCUUGAGUACGUUGGGCUGUGUUGUACGCACACAGGCUACAGCUACUUGUUAAAUUCUCUUCACUCUCCUACGUCUCAUAUUCCCUCUUACCUAUCGUCUAACCCACCCGACCAAAAUGCCCUCUCUGUCGGCUUUGAUCAAGGUUUUUUUCAAGGAUUUGGAUCUCCUAAAAGGAAUCGCAGUUCGUUCGAGGUGCCCCGCAACUUGCAGUGGCGAUUCCUUUGCCCGUACACCUUCUGACAUGGCUCAGAUAAUUUCGCCUAUCGUCCAGGCCACAAUUGCAGGUGCAAUUCCGGUUGCUGGUCCUCCGAUACAAGCUACUAUCAGUGGAUUAUUGUCAAUCCUUCAAGCCAUAUACAUACGUAGUCAGAAUAAGGCAGACAUAGAUCGCCUAAGGGCACAACUUCAACGACUAAGCUCACAUCUGUGCAACGCCCCAACCGCCCAAGAUCCCUUCGAACAGCACCGAAGGGACGCCAUGAUUAGGAUGCUGCAAGACAUAUAUGCCAAAGUAACACGGUUGUACAACCAUGGUCUUGCAUAUACAUCUGUUACGCAAGCUAUCAUUGAAUGCUCCAGCGAAAUCGACCAUUAUUUUGCGGAUUAUUCAUGGUCAUCUCAAAUGCAAAGUGAACACGAAAUCUUGAUGCGAUUUGGGAGCGUGUUCUUCCCUGUGCAGUCCCCUGUGGGGCCGAUCGUCACACUUGGCUUUGUUACACUUGUAGACGCAACGGGCCGCUUGCAUCCAAUACCGAUGGACGUCUGCGACUCGUUUGAGCGAUUCAAUGAGCAGCUCCAGCUUUUAUUCAAACACAACUCGACCCAAGCUCAAAUUCAGAGACGGUAUAUGAAGCAAAGACAAUACGAUUUGUGCAUUGAUGACGACAAGCAAGUAACACAACUCGCAAGUCGUAGAUGGCCAAGCAUUCAAGCAGGCACGACGAUCGUCAUGAGGGUCAUCUUUCAACAGAAGACACGUCUUGGAGUUGAAUAUACAUGCCAUUUUUGCGGCGCUGUUAAUCACAUUAGCCGCCCCAAGAAUUUGCUUCAACGCCAAGCUGGUUGCUCUAUCGAUUGUCGAGUAUGCAAACGACGAUUCCAGAUUUCUCAGCAAGAUUGCGCCACACAACCCUCAAUUGACUCCGUUCCCAGAACUGAAGAAAUGAGCCUUAUUCGCAACUUCCACGUCCAGAAGACGUGGGUCUGUAGAUUACGCCGCCUACCAAAGGCCGAUGCUCUCCCGCAUCCCGCUCUCAGACAGAUGUAUACGAGUUCGAAGGGGAGCAAUGAACGAGACAAGAGCAAGACAACGCGCUGGUCUCUGUUGAAGUGAGGGAACAUGUUCUGCCCGUCCUGUUGCCGUUUUUUGUUGUUGUGUAUCAUUGAAACUAAGGAUGUCCACACACCUUUAUGUAUUUCCGGAGUCCACGAGACGACGUUUCAUUUAGAAUCGAUGAAG
Molecule: messenger RNA, 1550 nt
Organism: Suillus fuscotomentosus
Lineage: Eukaryota; Fungi; Basidiomycota; Agaricomycetes; Boletales; Suillaceae
Exons: 8
Coding region: 207-1424 (405 amino acids)
Source: RefSeq, a predicted model, not a curated record